Talpa occidentalis (Iberian mole) is the source of this 2222-nucleotide messenger RNA. It is a transcript of the gene TEX44, whose product is annotated as testis expressed 44. Lineage: Eukaryota; Metazoa; Chordata; Mammalia; Eulipotyphla; Talpidae. The transcript has a single exon. The coding region runs from base 38 to 2095 and encodes 685 amino acids. The record is from RefSeq and is a predicted model, not a curated record.
GCCACUUCCCCAACAGCACAAGUGGCAGAGGGCCCCAAUGACCACCAUACCCUCAGGAGAGGCCAGCACUCCCACAUAUGGUGAUGUGGCCAACGGCAGGUCUACAGGCAGCCAGACAGCGGAGUCCCAAACUCAGGUCCUCGCAGGUGGACCGGAGGCCAGCUCAGCUGCACAGCAGCAUGGAGGUCUGGACUCUGAAGAGCUAGUCACGUUCCAGAAUGCAUCAACCUGUGAGGGCACAUCAGAUCAUGAAGACAGGUCAGCCCAUGAGACAUCAGCACGUAAGGGCUCAUCAUCCCAUAAAGGCAGAUCAGGUCAUAAGGAGACACUAACCCAUGAGGACAUAUCAGCCUAUACAGACGCAUCAGACCAUGAGGACACACCAGCUCCUGAGGUCACAUCAGCCCAUGGGGUCCCGCUAGCUCCUAAGGACACGUCAGCCCAUGAGGACAUGCCAGUUUCUGAGUACAUACCAGCUCCUGUGUACACAUCAGACUAUUCAGACAUGACAGCUCCUGAGGUCCCACCAGCUUCUGAGUACGAGUCAGCCUAUAUGGACAUGCCAGCUCCUAAGGACACAUCGGCUCACAAGGACAUGCCAGCUCCUAAGGACACAUCAGCUCCUGUGUGCACAUCAGACUAUUCAGACACAUCAGCCUAUAUGUACACGGCAGCUCCUGAGGUCCCACCAGCUCCUGAGGUCACAUCAGCCCAUGAGAUCCCGCCAGCUCCUAAGGACACAUUAGACCAUUCAUGCACGUCAGCUUAUUCGGACAUGUCAGCCUACACAGACACGCCAGCUCCUGAGGUCCCACCAGCUCCUCAGAACACGUCAGCCUAUUCGGACAUGUCAGCCUACACAGACACGCCAGCUCCUGAGGUCCCACCAGCUCCUCAGAACACGUCAGCCUAUUUGGACAUGUCAGCCUACACAGACACGCCAGCUCCUGAGGUCCCACCAGCUCCUCAGAACACGCCAGCCUAUUCGGACAUGUCAGCCUACACGGACACGCCAGCUCCUGAGGUCCCACCAGCUCCUCAGAACACGUCAGCCUAUUCAGACAUGUCAGCCUACAAGGACACGCCAGCUCCUGAGGUCCCACCAGCUCCUCAGAACACGUCAGCCUAUUCAGACAUGUCAGCCUACAUGGACGCGCCAGCUCCUAAGGACACAUCAGCCCAUGAGGACAAGGAUGAGCAUGAAGCUGCUGCAGGACUCAGCCAGCAGCUGGAGGCCCUGCCUGUCCCAGACACGCUGCAGCUGCCCCUGAGUCUCCAGAACCUGGGGCAGGACAGGUUGGGGCAAGAUUCCAGGCAGGGGUCUGAGACUUUGAGACAUGACUCCCUAGUUAAGGAGGAGACACAUGCAGGGGGUGUCCUGGACAGUGAGCCAGACUUAGCUACCCCAAGUGCUGAGGCACUGUCACCCCAGAAUAUAGAGGCCCAGUCCACUGGGAGCAUGGGCGACACCCACAAGCAGGUUGACACUGAGGCUGCCGGCACCCCUGAGGCCCUUGGGGAGAAAACUGCCCCCGAUGCUGAAGUUCUGCCAUCAGAUGAACCCCAGGGAGUGCCAGAGGGGGAGGCUGCCUCAGGAGACCAGCAGGCUCCACCCUGCCCCCACUCCCCAGGGGGCAGCGCCCCUGGCUCACCUGUCCCCCACAUGGUGGCCCUGCACAGAAGGUCCAUGGACUCCAGCCUGGACCUGGCCAACGAGGAGAACGACUACAUGCGCUCCAUGACCAGCCUGCUGGGCGGAGGCGAGGGCGCCAUCAGCUCCCUGACCGACAUCCUGGUGUGGUCCGAGUCCGGCAUAGGUAUGGCCACGGGCCUCCUGGCCUCUGACCACAGCCAUGUCACGGACAUGCUGCACAGAACGGGGCCCAGCCUGCGCUCAGUCUCCAGCAUCCUGGGCCAUGUCCGUGCAGCCUUCUCCUCCCGCCUGGUCGGGGGGACUGGCUCAGCCCUGCACUCCGUCACCCACAUGCUGGAGGCAGUAGAGCGCAGAACGAUGGAGGGCAUCCGCUCGGCCGUGCGCUACCUGACCAGCCACCUCACCCCACGCCGGGCCCGGGCCUACCCCAGCGGGGAAUAGAGGCCUCACAGGACCCCCCAAAGGCCUGACUCAACAGCUUCCCGAGACCCUUGGGCCCUUGGGCCCUGCUCCCUUUCCCACCCCUGGCCUGGCUGGCUCUCCCCAGACCAGGCAAUAAACUACCAGC